AUGUGGGGAGAGCUGUCCGUCAUCCCCCCCGGUCCCUGCGGCCAGAUCCCGCUGCAGCCUGAACCGCCACAGGGCCUCCCCCCCUCCCUCCCUCCCUCCCUCCGUCCCUCCGCUCACCUCUCCGUCGCCUGGAUGUUCCCGCGAAGCGGCUGCCCCCCCUCGCUGCCCCCGCUCCUCCUGCUCCCUCUCCUGCUGACGGGCGCCAGGCUGGCCCGGGCCUCGGUGGGGGACACUUUCGGGGAGUGCAGCCAGUUCCUGUACAUGCGGACCCCCCCCGCGGGACUGCCGGGCGGUGGCGGCGGCGGCGGCGGCCUCCGGAGGAUCUGCCAGCGCUACGGCGACAAGCCGCGCUACGCCACGCUGUACGACCGCGCCCGCCGCCUCCCCGUCUACUCCGCCUACACUUUCAAGAAGUCCGACGGGCAGCGGAGGGUGGACACGCCGUGGAUGUACGAGCCCCAGCUGGUCUCUGAGGAGGAGGGGGGGAACAUGAAGGUGCUGCCCCCCGACGAGGAGCUGGACCCCCUGCUGGAGGAGAGCCAGGUGGUGCUGCAGGAUUUCGUCGACGCCACCCUGUACCAGCGCAGCACACUGAACCCGGACCAGCACCAGGCGGACGACGACGACAAGGCGGCCACCUACACCCUGACCAACGUGGUGCCCCUGCUCGCCCCCUUCCUGGAGGAGUCCUGGACCCCUUACCUGGACGUCCUGCGCAGGAGGCUGAACAACUUCUGCCGCGGGACGUCCUACGUGGUGACGGGCGUCGCCGUCUCGGGCGGCCCCACCAUCCGCCGCGGGAACGCCGACCGGCUGGCGGUGCCGCGGUACCUGUGGUCGGCCUACUGCUGCCCGCGCUUCGACAGGAACUCGCCGUACGCCGUGCGCUACAAGUUCCCCUCGCACGCUGCCUACGGGCUCAACCAGCCGCCGGCGGGGGCGGCCGCGGGGCGCAGCGGCGUCCUGGAGGUGCCGCUCAAGACGCUGGAGGGCCUCCUGCGGAACCGGACCGACGCCGGCCCCGGCCUGGCCCUCUUCCACCGCGACUGCGUCUCGGAGAACGCCGCCAAGAAGAGGAGGAGGAGGAAGAGCGUCCCCGCCACGCCGUGA
Messenger RNA from Anguilla anguilla (European eel), 1110 nucleotides. Its product is annotated as endonuclease domain-containing 1 protein-like. The coding region runs from base 1 to 1110 and encodes 369 amino acids. The transcript is spliced from 3 exons. The record is from RefSeq and is a predicted model, not a curated record. Gene Ontology annotation, molecular function: hydrolase activity; nucleic acid binding; metal ion binding. NCBI's taxonomy places the organism in Eukaryota, Metazoa, Chordata, Actinopteri, Anguilliformes, Anguillidae.